AUGAUGACAUCCAGCUCUCCAACUUCUUUCGUUCUCGAUUGCUCUAAUGAGUCCAUCAACGGCUUGGAUCCAGAUUGUAUGCGAAUCCGGGAUCUCUUCGUGGCAAAGGAGGUCCUUGGAUCCAGCAUUACGGAAGACUGCGGCAUCCCCUACGACACUGAGAAUCCCUUCAAGCGCGUGAAGCGGGUCGAGUACAUUCAUGAUUCGCGUGAUGGGCUGUGGUAUCACUGCUGCGAGUAUCGCCCUCCGUAUGGCUCAUUCUCUCAUCGAACUCCCCCGCCGAAGUUGGAAGCGGAAGACAUCAGCCUGGGCAGCCUUGCGAUGAGCUUUGUCUCAGGCUUGUUCAGCAAGAAAAGCAAGACCGACUCGGACAAGCUUCCGGUGGGCUCCGCCCCCGAAGCAGAGGGCGACUUCAUGGAGAUGCCGCAGGGACCACUUUUGCAGUGCAACGCUUUCGAGAAUCUGAAGGUCGUGCAAAACAAGGAUAUCGGCACGCGAGAAAGCCUGGGAGACAUGCCGACCAGAUGCAUGGGUGAUGAAGCGGUGCUGCUUCGUCGCUUCACGGGUGGUACCAAACGGAAGGAACCACCGAGUCUCGAUCCAUCGCAGCUCCCCAAAGACACGGAGUGCGUCGACAUUGGCCCCAAAGGCACUCCGACUGUACUUGGGAAGAACUAUGCCGUGUUUAUGCUGCAUGCUCCGCCUGCCCUGCCGCCAAUGCUGCCACCGGCAUCGACGUGCAGCUCUUCAACUCGAUUCUCUGCAGUACGUGACAUGAGAUCGGGCCUGCACUUCUUGUAG
Molecule: messenger RNA, 801 nt
Organism: Symbiodinium natans
Lineage: Eukaryota; Dinophyceae; Suessiales; Symbiodiniaceae
Source: the annotation of a GenBank genome assembly